AAAGUGUAGGAAUUAACAAGGUCGUCGGAGAGAAGUGGUGGGUGCAAAGGUAAGGUAAGGAUCUCGAGAUCGAGAGAGAGAGAGAAAGGUUGAGGUUGAGGAUGUGGGUGUUCUAUCUGAUCUCGCUUCCGGUAACCCUGGGCAUGGUUGUGCUGACCCUCAACUACUUCGCCGGUCCUGACCUUCCCAGAUACGUCUUGUUCACCGUCGGCUACACCUGGUUCUGCUCCCUCUCCAUCAUCAUCCUCGUUCCUGCCGACAUCUCUUCUACGAUUAUAGGUCAAGACAAUGGAGGAAUCUCUUUCUUUUGGAGCUGGUCAUAUUGGAGCACUUUCUUGCUUACUUGGCUAGUUGUUCCUCUGAUUCAGGGAUACGAAGACGCUGGAGAUUUUUCUGUUGGAGAGAGAUUGAAGACUAGCAUCCAUGUCAACUUAGUUUUCUAUCUAAUAUUGGGCUUGAUUGGACUUGCUGGACUUCUUUUGCUCAUAAUGAUGCAAAAAGAUUGGAGUGGAGGUGUAGUGGGUCUAGCCAUGGCUUGCUCAAAUACUUUUGGACUUGUGACUGGUGUAUUUCUUCUCGGUUUUGGCUUAAGUGAGAUUCCAAAAUCAAUUUGGAGGAAUACCGACUGGACCACUCGCCAAAAGCUUCUUUCACAUAAAAUUGCCAAAAUGGCCGUGAAGCUUGACAAGGCUCAUCAGGAGUUAUCAAAUGUCAUAGUUGUGGCCGAGGAAACAUCCAAACAAAUGUCCAAUCGUGAUCCGUUUAGGCCCUACAUGAAUAUUAUUGAUGAUAUGAUAAAUCAAAUGUUGCAUGAAGAUCCAUCCUUCAAACCGCAAGGAGGUCGUUUAGGUGAAAAUGACAUGAAUUAUGAUGCAGAUGAAAAAUCUAUGGCAACACUAAGGCGCCGAUUAAGAGGAGCUCGUGAGGAAUACUACAGAUACAAAAGCGAGUAUUUGACACAUGUCAUGGAAGCCCUCAAAUUAGAAGAAACAAUAAAGAAUUAUGAACAACGCAAUGAGAAUGGGUGGAAAUUUGUUUCAAGCUUGAGACCUGAGAGGGAUGGUACCUUAGGAAGCUAUCUUGAUACAAUGGAAGUAAUAUGGCGAUGCAUUGUGUGGAGGCAACUUAAUAGACUCUUUGCCAUCGUCCUCGGUUGUAUGUCAGCUGCUAUUCUUUUGGCAGAGGCGACUCUCUUGCCCAGUGGUGUCGAUUUGUCUGUCUUCUCUAUUUUAAUAAACUCUCUCGCAACACAGGAGAUGCUUGUCCAGGUUGCUGCAUUUGUUCCUCUUUUUUACAUGUGCAUUUGCUCAUACUACUCUUUGUUCAAAGUUGGUAUGCUCACCUUCUAUUCAUUUACACCAAGGCACACCAGCUCCGUGAGCUUGCUCAUGAUAUGCUCAAUGGUUGCACGCUAUGCUCCUCCAGUUUCCUUCAAUUUUCUCAAUCUCAUUAGUCUAGAUGGGGGGAAGAAGACUAUUUUUGAAAAGCGGAUGGGAAAUAUCGACAAUGCUGUCCCUUUCUUCGGGGAAGGAUUCAACAAAAUCUAUCCAAUCAUUAUGGUUGUAUAUACUCUCCUAGUUGCAACCGGUUUCUUUCACAGGAUAAUUAAAGUUAGUGGAGGUUGGAAGAGAAUUGUGUUUCAAAAUGAAGCAGAUGAUCUUGACGGUGUUGAUCCAACAGGGCUACUUAUUCUGAAGAAAGAGCGCGCUUGGCUUGAACAAGGGCACAGCCUUGGUGAAGAAGUUGUUCCAUUGUCAACAAAAUUUAAUGAUUCAGGCAUUGACAUAGAGUCGCGAAACCCAACGAGCAGCCGAAGAGACAAUGGUCGGAGAUAUAGUAGGAGCAGUGAAGCUAUCAGUAGCAAAUAUGCUGCCAUUAGGGGUUCGAAUACAAACAUUGCUGCAGCUAAAGUCUCGUUGCUUGAUUCUGACGACUCUAGCACCGCCACUGAUGGACCAUUAUCAUCCUCAACCUGGUUAUCACUCAAGUCAGGGCUUCAUAAUUUGAAGGCAAGCAUACUAUCCAAGAACAAUGAUUCCCUGGACGAAAUUUUCCACAAAUUGAGAGAUGAAGAUGAACUUGAUGAGUUGUAAUUAGAUGUACAGCCAGGCAAUACUUGUAGUACUUGUUUAAAUGCUUAACCAAAAAAGUUCCUUUUCUGCUGUGAAUUGUGAUUCUAGAAGUGGAGAAUCUCAUUUAAGCUUGA
Molecule: messenger RNA, 2206 nt
Organism: Helianthus annuus (common sunflower)
Lineage: Eukaryota; Viridiplantae; Streptophyta; Magnoliopsida; Asterales; Asteraceae
Product: LMBR1 domain-containing protein 2 homolog A
Exons: 14
Coding region: 102-2093 (663 amino acids)
Cellular component (GO): membrane
Source: RefSeq, a predicted model, not a curated record